Chaetomium strumarium is the source of this 1035-nucleotide messenger RNA. RefSeq lists its product as uncharacterized. The record is from RefSeq and is a predicted model, not a curated record. Bases 125 to 961 code for a protein of 278 amino acids. The transcript is spliced from 2 exons. Lineage: Eukaryota; Fungi; Ascomycota; Sordariomycetes; Sordariales; Chaetomiaceae.
UCGGGAAAAGCCGGUGCCAGGCUCACUUGUCCCUUGGCAGUUGACAGUUGACACUGCAGUCUACUCGUCUUACCGUGAGGUCACAAGUCCGUUGCGAACGAACGCGAAUUGUUCAUUCUCAAGCAUGGCGAGUGGCACGACAUCCAUGCAAACAUCAGCCGAGCACGCCCACACGGGAACCGCACUCUUGCCUCUUACAACCCCCUUCUUCCAGUCACCGGAGUGUUCCUCCAUCUGGGACCUAACGAGCAUCACACCUGUCACGGACGGCUCAUCGCGAGCUCUUACUGUUCUCGUAUCAGACGCAGCCAACACGGGAUUCCCCUGGUGUCAACCAUCAGGAUGGGCGACGAACGCCCCAGCUCGUCGUUUCAGCUUCAGCCCGGCGGUGUGCCCGAGCGGCUGGACAUACUGGGAUAUGCAGGAGACAAUCUCAUUCGAUAACACGGCGCACUUUGCCAGCCUGUACUCGACGGCUCUUUGCUGCGACAGCGGUUACUCACCAGGUCCUCGCAAAUAUGCCUUACCCACCAUAUCUGUUCCCUGUAUCCGAACCUUCGACCCAGGGGACAGCAUGACAAUCACAGUCCGCGAGUCUCACCGGGACGGCCCCGCCAGAACCAUUACCGAGGGGCUGCUUAUGCAUGACGCUUGGCAUAUCUCCUGGCGCUCCGUCGACACCAGCACGCUCUCGCCUUUGCUGCCGACCCUGACGUCGAACAAGUUCCUGACGUCGUGGGUGCCGGGCCAGACGGUGGCACCGGGGGAGGGUGAUAGGGCGGCCAAGGCAUCAGCGGACGACGAAGCCAUCAGCGGGGCCAAGUGGUUUGCUUUCAUCGGAGUGCCGAUUCUGGUUGCGGCUAUUAUUGCUGGCGUUGUUUGGUGUCGCAUCGCAGGGCGAAGGAUCAAGCGUCAGGGUGUCACGGAGCAGGAGGUCAAUGGGAGUGGGUCGUGGAUGUGAGGUUCUUCUGCAGACUGUACUUGUACUUACUUAUAAGUUUAUGAGUCAACGUGUUUUUUUCAAGCAGUCAUCCA